AUGUCCAGCAACAUUAUUGCGAGCAUCCAGCCGGCAAAAGAGAGGUUAGUCAAUCUUCUUCUGGAAAUAAAUUCAAUAGAACUUAAGUCUCCGGAACCAGAUGCAACGAUAGAGCAACAGGAAAUCCUCUAUACGAUGAGAAAUAGAACACUCGAAGACAAACUCCGAAGAAUUCAAUUGUGUAUCAAGACGCUCCAGUCCAUAAGCGAUGACUGGCUCAAGUAUACACGAACAAUCACCUCAACGAAAAAGAAGGAGGAAGAAGAAAAAGCGUUCGAACAAGGUAAUGAAGCGAUAAUAACACUAAUCAUGCAUAAAGAGGAUGUUGAACAAAAGUUAAUACAACUUUCAAAGGAAAAAAGAAAAGAUGUUGAA
This is a messenger RNA of Loa loa (African eye worm), 375 nucleotides long. RefSeq lists its product as hypothetical. The transcript is spliced from 2 exons. Lineage: Eukaryota; Metazoa; Nematoda; Chromadorea; Rhabditida; Onchocercidae. The record is from RefSeq and is a predicted model, not a curated record. The annotation marks the transcript as partial.